This is a messenger RNA of Pocillopora verrucosa, 1460 nucleotides long. RefSeq lists its product as uncharacterized. Gene Ontology annotation, molecular function: nucleic acid binding; metal ion binding; hydrolase activity. The record is from RefSeq and is a predicted model, not a curated record. Lineage: Eukaryota; Metazoa; Cnidaria; Anthozoa; Scleractinia; Pocilloporidae.
UUGUGCGGACCUUUGUGAGAACAGUAUAACAUCGAACUGGACCUAAAUUUAAGCGAUUAUUUCUUCACUUCAGAAGCCUAAAACCUUCAUUUCUCCCUCAGCUUCCAGACAUGGAGAGUUUAUAUUCUGAUUUUGGAAAAAAAUUCAGCUCUGCAGCGAUGUUAAAUGGGUGAUUCACCGCGAAAUGUGGCCAAUUCCGACAUUUGUUUUGAUACCACGAAUCACGAUGGAUGCCGCCUACUUUUCGAAGGCAAUACCUAGCUAUUUGUUGAAGUUAUCAUGGAUUUCACCAAUUUGGUUAUUAGAAAAAUGCUGAAGUGAGCCAUGAAGCCGGGCUGCAAAGCGGUCCAUUUAGAUCCUGCAUAAGACGACCGGACCAAGAAAAAUGAAGACAACAACCGUUUGGUGUUUAGUAAUUGCUAUCUCAGUAUUAGCCGUUACCGAGUCCUCGAAAAGACACUCCACCGAGGAAUUGCGAAAUGAAGGAAAAAGAUUUCUCUGGGGCGGACCUACCGUUCCCCCUUUUUUCGUUGGAGACAAGCGUCCAGUUGGCCUUCCUGACAUUAGUAGAGGGAUGGAAAUCCAGCAAGGAACGCCCCCCUCUUUUGUUUCUCUCUUCGAUCCAGUCACAAACACUCCUUUUUAUUCAGCCUACAAAGUUUUACCCGGGCAGGCAAAAAACAUUGGCACAAAACCGAGGCCCAAAAAUCCAAAAUGGAUGGAUCCUCCAGGUGUUCCUGGUGUCGAUAAUGCUUAUAAACAAGCCAACCUAGAAGCCAAACGCAGGUUCAGGAAUGAACUUACCAGAGGCCAUAUGAAUCCCUCAGGUAUCAAUUCCUUUAACGCAAAUUUCAUGAAGGCUACUUUCACCCUUACGAAUGCUGUACCUCAGUUUGAAGCAUCAAACAAUGGACCUUGGAGGGUUUUUGAGGAUAUGAUAAAAGAUUAUGCCAAAAAAACCUGUGGGAGCCAAACCCGGCAAGGAACCCUUUACCUACUGACAGGCAAGUCCGAAAAUGGCCUCAAGUCCGUAACGAAGCCGCAUGUUUCGACCACAUUUACAGUGGGACAAAAUACAGUAACACUUGAAACUCCCCAGGCUGUUUGGACGGCGGGAUGCUGUGUGUGGAAGGAGCCCGGAAAGUUAUUUGGAAAGUUAUGGCAAACUGAAAAGGCCGAGUCCUUUGCAGUGAUGAGCAACAAUCAUUACGACGGAAACCAGCUACACCAGACACAAAUGAGUGUAAAUGUCCUGGAGACGCACUUGAGGGCAACAACAUCGACAACGAACGUGGAUUUGUUCCCUGGAAAUACAAAUUGUGCUCGAAACAACAAAAUACUAUAAUGAUAAAUCGUCGAGAAAUAAAUACUGGGCUCUAAGCAUUCUAAAGAAACUGUUCUAGAACCAUCUUAAAAACAAAACGAAAAGAAAUUCGCUCCUUUCAUUAUAGACCGUACUA